AUGAUGCAAGUUCAUGACUACACUUUCCUCUUUGGAAUCGGUCUCUUCUUCGCCUUCAUGGAUGCCUAUGGCAUUGGUGCGAAUGAUGUUGCCAACUCGUUCGCUACCUCUGUCGGCUCCGGCUCCAUUACUCUUGCCCAAGCUUUGAUUAUUGCCUGUUUCUGCGAGUUCGGUGGUGCCUUCCUCCUCGGUGCUAACACCACCGAGACUAUCAAGGGUGGAAUUGUGGAGACCAAGCUGUAUGCCGCUAACCCCGAGCUUUUGAUGUUGACCAUGGUGUGCGCUUUGAUCGGUUCUUCUACCUGGGUUCUGUUCGCUUCCUCCCGUGGCUGGCCUGUCUCGACCACUCACGCCAUUGUCGGCGCCAUCACCGGCGCUGGUCUCUCUGCCUUCGGCGCUGAUGGUAUCCAGUGGUCUGGAAUCACCAAGAUCGUUCUCUCCUGGGUCAUCUCGCCCCUCGUUUCUGGUCUUGUUUGCUCCAUCAUCUUCUUGUUCACAAAGUUCGUCGUCUUGAACCACGAUGACUCUUUCCGCCGCGGUCUUAUCGCUAUCCCUGCCUACUUCGGUAUUGCCUUGACCGUCAACGUCUUCUACAUCAUUUACAAAGGCGCACCAAACUCUAAGCUCAAGGAUGCUUCGACUGACAUUGGUAUCCCCGUCGGAAUCGCUUUCGGUGUCGGCUUCAUCGUCUUCUUGUGGUGCUUCUUCUUCCUUCGUCCUUUCCUUCGCCGCAAGAUCCAGGACGACGAGGACCUCCGUUGGUACCACAUGUUCAUCAUUCCCCUCGUUGGCAAGCGUGAGAAGGCCCCCGUUCACCAGGAGGAGGUCGCUGAGAAGCCUGAGAAGAACGCCGAUGGUUCAGAGCCCACUACCGACGGCCUGGCCGAUCCUUCUUUGGUUCAGCUCGAGGCUGGAAACAAGACCUUUGCUCAGAAGCUUAAGGGAAAGCUGCUCCACGGUCUUACUCAGGAGAUCAAUACCACGCACGACGAGAAUACCAUGGCUGUUCACGCCAAUGCCACCAAGUUCGACCACAAUACCGAGCGCCUCUUCUCGGCCGUCCAGGUCAUCACUGCCUGCUUUACCUCCUUUGCUCAUGGUUCCAACGAUGUCGCCAACGCUAUUGGACCUCUUGCCACUAUCUACUACAUUUGGGAGAAUGCCAACAUUGACGUCAAGAAGGCCCCUGUCCCUGUCUGGAUUCUCGCCUUUGGUGGUCUUGCCAUUGAUAUCGGCUUGAUGACCUACGGUUACCACGUCAUGCGCACCCUCGGUAACAAGAUGACAUAUAUGAGCCCCACCCGUGGUUUCUCCGCUGAGAUGGGUACUUCGAUCACCAUCUUGACUUGCUCCAAGUUGUCCCUGCCUGUUUCCUCGACUCACUGCAUCACUGGUGCUACCACCGCCAUCGGUCUUCUUUCUGGAGGAGGAUUCAAGUCCCUGAACUGGCGCCUUCUCCUCGGUGUCUUCGCCAGUUGGAUCAUGACUCUUCCCGCUGCCGGUCUUACCAGUGGUAUCAUCUUCGCGUUCGUCUCUCGUUCGCCCCAGAUCCAAUAA
Messenger RNA from Gamsiella multidivaricata, 1557 nucleotides. Its product is annotated as phosphate transporter. Lineage: Eukaryota; Fungi; Mortierellomycota; Mortierellomycetes; Mortierellales; Mortierellaceae. The record is from RefSeq and is a predicted model, not a curated record. Bases 1 to 1557 code for a protein of 518 amino acids. The transcript is spliced from 2 exons. Gene Ontology annotation, cellular component: membrane. Gene Ontology annotation, biological process: phosphate ion transmembrane transport.